Messenger RNA from Camelina sativa (false flax), 1269 nucleotides. The record is from RefSeq and is a predicted model, not a curated record. NCBI's taxonomy places the organism in Eukaryota, Viridiplantae, Streptophyta, Magnoliopsida, Brassicales, Brassicaceae.
AUGAAGCAGGUGAUUCUCGUUUGUGGGGUUCACGAAUUCUACAAUGUAACAAUCAAAGCAGAUUUGAUGAUUGCAUUGAAAUGGUAUAUGAGGAUUACAGGCUGGAUAACAAGGGUUACAGGUCGACUUUGUGUUGAAGUGAAGAAGAAAAUACAGACUGAUUUGAAUCACAAAGAUUCUGAUGAUGAGAAUUUUACCCUGUAUGGAAUUCCACCAGAAGAAGAGGAUCAUAAAUUGCCAAUGAAGAAAAGGAGUUCAUCUUUUUAUAUUGAAGAAAAUAAGGAACCAGUUGAUGUCUCAAAGGUAGACUUGUCUUCUGUUAAUUUGGCUGUUGGGCAAAUGUAUGAUACAAAGGAGCACCUAAAAACACGUUUGAAGAUACUAACCUUGGUUCAAAGGUUUGAUUAUUAUGUUUACAAAUCGAGACCAACCUUAUUGAUUGUAAAGUGUUGGGUUAAAGGAUGCAAGUGGAGGGUAACAGCUGCAACAUUAAGACACUUUCCAAAGUUUGAGGUGCGUGUGUUUAUUUCAGCACAUACAUGUUCAGUAACAGAGCGCUCUAUGCGUGCCCGACAAGCAGAUCAUCAUAUUCUAGGAGAGUUGUACAAAGAUUUUGUUGGUGGAGUUGGUCCCAAGAUGGAUUAUUGGAAAGCAUAUCGAACGUUAAGGGAUGCUCGCGAGUUUGUCAGGGGUAGUCCAGAGAGUGGUUAUGAGCAGCUUCCUACAUAUUUGUAUAUGAUAAAAAGGGCAAAUCAUGGAACUUUUACACAGCUCGAUAUUGAUGAGCUCAAAGAUGGAAAAUACUUAGGGACACCACUGACAGCGACAACUCAAGAUGGCAAUUUUCAGAUUUUUCCAAUUGCUUUCGCCGUGGUUGAUACAGAGAAUGAUGAAUCAUGGGAAUGGUUUUUCAAGAAACUCAGCUGUGUGAUACCUGAUGAUGACAGCCUUUCCAUUAUUUCUGAUAGGCACAAAUCAAUUGGGAAAGCUAUUAAAAAGGUUUAUCCGAAGUCUAGUAGGGGAAUAUGCACAUACCAUAUGUACAAGAAUAUUUUGGUUCGGUUUAAAGGUCGAGCAGAAUUUGCUUUGGUUAAAAAGGCGGCAAAUGCUUUUAGACUUAUCGACUUUCAAACCACAUUUGAUCAGAUAGAAGCCAUGAAUCCAGCACUACAUGAGUACCUCGUAAGGGUGAUGUGCGUAUGUGGACUCGUGUACAUUUCCCUGGUGAUAGGUACAACUUGCUUACAAGCAACAUUGCAGAAUCAAUGA